AUGGCUUCUCCUAGCGUUCUCACCUUUGACGCUAAGGGUCGGGCAGUGGACUUUGAGGUCUGGGUAGAUAAUCUCAAGCUUUUCCUGCAGUGCGAAAGGGCAGAUGGCCUCUCCCUGUUUGACCUCACUUCUGGUGCCUCCCCUGCCCCUACUGCUAAUGCUGACGCCACUGUUCGCUCACAAUGUGCCACACGUGACGCUACUGCUCGCCUUGCUGUGCGCCGCCACUUACCGACCACUGAGCGUGCACACUUUAGCCAGUACAAGAGUGCUCAGACCUUGUACGACCCUGUAGUUGCACGCUACUCUUCCCCUGCCACUACUGCACUGAGCCGCCUCAUACUACCGUACCUCUUCCCUGACCUUGCUGCCUUUCCCACUGUCGCUGACCUCAUUACGCACCUCCGCACUAGUGACACUCGCUACUGCACUGCGCUUCCUGCUGAGUUCUGCGCCAAGAACCCCCCCCUAAUGUACAUCACCCUCUACUACCUAGUCACCCGUCUCCCUGACUCUCUUCGCGUAGUCAGGGACCACUUCCUCUCUGUUUGCCCCACCACUCUCACCGUUGACCUCUUCGAGAAGGCCCUCCUAGCGAUAGAGAAGAGCAUAGUCGCUGUAGGAGCCUCUCUUGGUGACCCUCGCACCCCCGUCUUUGAGGGUCGGUCGGCGCAGCGUGUGCCCCGAGCGGGAGACGCCGCACCGGCAAGGGCAAGGGGGGCAAGGGCACUGGAGGGGGUGGAGGGGGCGGUGGAGGUGGUGGUGGAGGCAGUGGAGGGAGUGGGGGUGGUGGUGGGAGUGGUGCCGGGGGUGGAGGCCGCGACGGCAGCAGUGGAGGCGGUGGAGGUGGCGGAGGGAGCGGAGGCGGCGGAGGUAGUGGAGGAGGCGGAGGUGGAGGAGGCGGCACACGAGGCGGAGGCGGCGGCGGAGGCGGCGGCGGCGGCGGUGGCGGACGCGGCGGUGGUGGGGCGAGCCGAGGAGUGGCGCCGGUGGUGGUCAGCGCCAGCAGCAGCAGCGGAGUGGUGUGACCAUGUCCCCUAA
Messenger RNA from Closterium sp. NIES-65, 1041 nucleotides. Lineage: Eukaryota; Viridiplantae; Streptophyta; Zygnematophyceae; Desmidiales; Closteriaceae. The record is from the annotation of a GenBank genome assembly.